This is a messenger RNA of Hippopotamus amphibius kiboko, 7169 nucleotides long. RefSeq names its product leucine-rich repeat-containing protein 37A3-like. Lineage: Eukaryota; Metazoa; Chordata; Mammalia; Artiodactyla; Hippopotamidae. Gene Ontology annotation, molecular function: protein binding. Bases 2250 to 7169 code for a protein of 1639 amino acids. The transcript has 10 exons. The record is from RefSeq and is a predicted model, not a curated record.
GCCAGAGAUGCUGCGAAACAUCCAACAGUGUACAGGAGAGCCCCCCACAACAAAGAAUUAUCCAGCCCAAGACGUCAAUAGUGCUGCUUUUCUAGAGAAAUAAAGAUGACGUCACACAAGUAUUUAUUGAGCACUUACUAUUUUCUCUCUAAUGUAUGACAUAUAUAGUCAUGAAAGUAUAAAUCAUGAUAUCUUCCACAGCGAGAUUUCUUUAAGUAUAUGGAAGGAGUAGUGCUGUUAUGUUUCAUCAUAUAUAAAUUAGAAUGAUUGCCAAAGGAUAAAUGUUCUGAAAGAACAUAUAUUUGUCUUCUUUUGCUUGUGUCUUUUUUUUUUUUUUUUUCUAGAAAUCUAGGUUGCAAUUUACUCACAGACCUGAGCUUUGGAAAGUUUCAGGCCUGGCAUGGAAUGCAGUUUUUACAUAAGUUGUAAGUGAAAUAGAAGAUGAAUACAUGUAAAAAAAAUUAUAUGUGAAAACAUCAUACAGUUAUUGGUUAGCUGGGUGUAAGCCCAGUAUGAAUUCUGGAAAGUAUGUCUUGAGAUCCAUUUUUUGUUUUUCAAAUGAGGAAACUAAGAUACAAAGAGGACAAGAGACUUUUCUAACUCAUGUACCUCAAAUGCUCUGCUUUCCAUAGUACUGAUCUUUGGCGCGGGCAAUCGAAGGCACCAAGUGAAAACACUCAAAUUAGCAUUGUCAUGGAAUCCCAGUGCUGCUGCUUCAAUAUGCGAAUGGUCCGUGAAAUGCCAUGUUUGAAUUUACACUGAUUUCCUGGUCAAGUGCAGAGUUCCACACUGCUUCAAGUGUAUGCAACACAGAGCUGCAAAGAACUAAGUUUAGCACAGAAUUCUUCAGGGAGCAAGAGGUGUGGGUGCUUCCUCAACCAUUAUUCACUUCUUUUAAAUGAUGAAGCAGAAAGAAUUUGUCAACACCCACCACAGGGCUCUCCCCAGUCUCCCAGAACAUUAUUUUUCAAAAAGCAUGUACCUCUGAAGUGAAUUAUCUGUGGCCAAUAAGAACUUUUGAGGUAUGGAAAAAGUUGUUUGUGUUCAGCUGUAGUGUGAAAAGUAUAAAGAAAAUACAUUACUGUAGCCUGAUUCUAUAUGCAGUACUUUCUUUCCUGACUAGUCUUCAAUAAGAAAUGUGGGUUUUAGACCCCUUCAGCUGAAAAAUUCUGUGAUUUCUCUGUGACACAAGCAAAUCAUAGUGGGUAUGUUCAAUGGCCUGAAGAGGAUUUUAGAGAUUCAAGGUAAAGAGCCUCCUCUCCACCUGGCUUUGGAAAAGACUCUCUUACCUGUGUUGACUUAAAAAAAAUGCACAAUGUGAGAGUUUCGAGUUUAAUUUUAUUUGGGGCAAAAUGAGGACUGGGUUGCAAAAGAAGAGCUUGGAGACAGCAUCCCAGAUGGCUCUGAGAAACUGUUCCAGUGAGGUAGGGGGGAAGCUCAGUAUAUAUGUGGUUUUGGUGAAAGAAAAACAUGCAAUCAAGCACAUAGUGUUUACAGAAGUCACUGCUAGUCUCGUGCCGGUUACAGCUAGUCACAAGGAGCAGUCGUCACCAUGAAGGAUUUUAGUGUUUUUCUAGAUAUGAGGAGAUACAAGAAUUGGGCCUGUAAAGUUGGCUCCUGAAAAUAUCUAACUAUCUAAAGAGGGGUCCUGGCAGUUUUCACAGAGCACAGAGGGCCUCAUUUCAGCUCUCCACUCUGAACACCUUUCAGGGAGCUGUUGGCAGUCAGAAGCUGCAGCAGCACAUGAUUGAAUCUUUGUAGCGAUAGAUGGGAAAUGCCAAUGGCGAGUGCCAAUUGUAGUUGACAGCUCUCUUGUGGUUCAGAAAUCCGAUGUCACACCGUUCACUUCAGGUUAAUGAAGGUGCUGAGGGCGUGUCUGGAGCUCAGGUAAACAGUUCCCGCAGAUGCCAAUCUGUGGCGGCCUCCUUCUUCCCCUCAUUAGCAACCAGCAGUGGUUGCUAAUCCUCAAUGUGAAGUAUACUUUUUUUCCUGACUUUUAAGUGCUUCUCCUUCAUUCACCUACACAGGUCCAGACUGAUGGCUUAUUUUUGUAAAUUCUUUUCAUCGCUUCGUCGGUUUUAACAAUACAAGUUCCAUGACUUUAGAAAACUAAAGGAAUCUACAGUGUCCAAAGAGUACAGAGUACAUUCACAUGCUGGCUUGUCUAUGGUACAUCGAUAUUUUGAUAUUUUGAGCUUCCUCCUGAAACUUAGAUAAGAGCAAUUUGUUUCCAUUUGAGGGAGGGGCAGAUGUAUGAUUCUGGAGCAACCUUGGUAAUAGCUGUCUUUUGGCUCCACACCAAAGAAGAGGCGAACCCAGACCAGAUGCUGGCGCUGCCUCAUCACGAGUUGACUGAGACUUUGGUUCCACACCCAAACCCGGAUUCAGCUGCAGAGCUGCUCGCAGGGCCAGAUCAGUUUGCUGUUCCACAUCAGGAUCUGAAUGACAAGCUAACCCAGCAGCAAAAGCUCCCAGCAGCGGCUCCAGUGCUGGACUGGGAACAGAAUCAGGCCUUGGUUCUGCCUUUUCGACGCAAAAGUAAGACUAAAACCAUAGGUCCAGAUCAGGCUGAAGGUCACCAGUUAUUUGAAAUACUUGUUCCUCCUCUAGGUAGUAAGAGCUCAAAACCAACGAAGUUCAUUGAUUCAGCCCCAAACCUGAAGAAGGAUUUCAUUCACCAUCGACAGCUUGCUAAAAUUGUUGUUGGAAGUACAGGCCAGUUAGAAAAUGAAACUCAGGGUCUAGAACAACAGUUGCAGGGUGAUUAUGUAGCUUCCGGUAUGGAUACCAUUUAUCCUGAGGAGAGCCUGCCUACAGAUUUUCUGGGGAACUCAGAGCAACCCCUGGAGCCCCCUAAGGAGGCUGAAAUUUCUGCAUCCCAGCAAGAGGCCCAACUUCGUCAUCCAGAGACCCCCGAGGAGGUUGAAUCUUUUUCACCCCAGGCAGAGGUCCAGGAUGAAACUGCAGAGCCCACUGAAGAGGUAGAAUCACCUCCACUCCAGCAGGAGCCUCCGUCUCAGCCUCUAGAGCUCCCUCAGGCGUUUGAACCUUCCCUACUCCAUCAAGAGGCCCCGACUCAAGCUCUAGGAUACCCCACCGAGUAUGUACUUGAAAGUCCAGUGAGUGAUGAGGCAGCAUCCCUAGCUGGCAUUCAGCAUCACGCGCAUUCAAACGUUCCCAGUGUCACACUUAAACCUCUGGAUUUGGAACUGACCAUCACUCCAGAGCCCACUACGGAAGCUGAGUUUCCUACAGCUCAGCAGGAGUCCCUGACUUCACCUCCUGAGCAUCCUGAGGAGACAGAAUCUUCUGCAACCCAGCAGGAGAGCCCAGGUCAGCCUCUAGAGCCUCUUGCAGAAGCUGAGCCUUCUCCAAGUGAACAGGGGCAACCAACGCAGCCUUCUGAGCUUAGUGAGGAAGCUGAACCCUUUCCAACCCAGCAUGAGACCCCAGCUCAGCCUGCAGAGUCUGUUGGAGAAGCUGAAACUUCUCCAACUCAGGAGGAAGCCUCAGCUCCGUUUCCAGCAGAGACAGAACCUUUUGCAAUGCUGCAGGAGCAACCAGCUCAGCCUCCAGAGCCUUCUGAUGAAGCUCAGCUUCUGCAGCGGCCCACUGUCACUGUUAAACCUGUGGAUCUUGCACUUGCCAUAACUCCAGCAUUCACUAAUGAGGUUGAAAGUUCUCCAUCCCAACAAGAAGCCUCAGCCCAGUUCACAGUGUCCCCUGAGCAGGUGAAACCUUUGUCAGUGCAGGAAGAGGUUUCAGAUCCGCAUCCAACCGCCUCUGAAAAUGUUGAACCUUCUCCAGUCCAGCAGGAGCCCCCAACUCAACCUCCAGAGGCCUCUACAGAUGUUGCAGCUCCACCUUCACUACCUAAUGAAGUGACAGGCUCACCUCUAAGUCCAGGUGAAGCUCAACAUCCAGUGCUGCCUAAUAUCACAGUUAAACCCUUGGAUCUGGCAGUUGUCUUAAGUGUAGAGCCCACUGAAGAGGUGGAACAUCCCGCAGUGCAGCAGGAGGCCCCUGCUGAGUCUCCGGUUCCCCAGGGGGGCUCAGAUAUAUCUCCUGAGCCCCCUAAGGAGGUGGUACCUUCUGCCACACAACAGGAGCUUCAGGCUCAGGCAUCAGAGCCCCCUACAGAGGUGGAACCAUUGCGAGUCCAGCCUACCACAGAGGCUGAACGUUCCACAGUCCUGCAGCAGAGUGCAGUUCCAGCAGCAUAUCCCGAAGUGACAAUUGCAAGUCCAGAGCAGGUUCAGCUUCCACAUCCAACCUUGACUGAGGUCACAGUUCAACCUUUGGACCUGGAAAUUACGUUAACACCUGAAUCCAGUAUGGAGGCUGAACCUUCUCCAACCACGCGGCAGCCCCAAGCUCAGCCUCCAGAGGCAGUUGUAGCUCAGUCUCCAUCGCAUCCCGAGGUGCUGGUUCCAGCACCAGAUCAGGCUCAUGCUGAGCCUCCAACAUCACCCAGGGUCACAGUGAAACCUUUGGACCUGGGACUUACCAUAACUUCAGAGCCUGCUAUGGAGUCUGGAUAUUCUACAGCCGUGCUGCAAACUCCAGCCCCACCUCCCAAACACCCUGAGGUGACGCUUGCACAGCCAACCCUGCCUCAAGUCACAGUUCCACCUGUGGACCUGGGAGGUACCAUUUCUCAGCAACCAAGUCCAUCUGAGACAGUUCUUUUUCCUUCAUCUCAGCUUUCAGUAUCCACAGGUCUUCCUGAUGUAAACUAUACCCCAAAAAAGAAGCAAGCAGAACAGAAUGCCAUCACGAACAUCAAUGUAUGUGAGCUCUGUACCUGCAAAGAUGAGACGCUGUCCUGCGUGGGUCUCAGCCCCAAGCAGAAGCUCCACAGAGUGCCUGAGCCACAGCCCAACACCUACAAGAGCAUCUUCACCACCGUAAAUUUCCAAGGAAACUCUAUUUCUCACAUUGAUGAAAAUGUAUGGAAGGCAUACCGUUGGACUGAGACACUGAUCCUCAGUGACAAUCAUUUGACUGAAUUACAUAAGGACUCCUUUAAAGGCUUGCUAUCCCUCCGGUAUUUAAUUCUCAAUCGUAAUCCUUUGACAACAGUUGAAGAUUCUUACCUUUUUAAAUUGCCAGCGUUAAAAUAUUUAGACAUGGGAAGAACACACGUGUCACUUACAACAGUUGAAAGCAUCCUGAUGAUGAACCUUGAAUUGGAGAAACUGAUCUUACCCAGCCGCAUGGCCUGCUGCCUCUGCCAAUUUAAAAAUACAGUUGAAGUUGUCUGUAAGACAGUCAAGCUGCGUUGCGAUGGUGAAUGCCUGACAAAUGCCGCACCUUGUGAUGAAGAAGCAUCUCUAGGGAAUGCAGAAGGAUCGUUCAUGAAGGUGUUACAAGCCCGGAAGAAGAACAACAGCACCGAGCUGACUAUUGAGCCAGAGAGGGCAUCCUCAGACCAAAGUGCUGUCAGCUUGUCAACCUUCAUGAAUGAGCAGCUGGACUCGAAUGCUGAAAGUGAUGUUAUCGGUGCACUAAACUACAUACUGCCUUAUUUCUCAGAGGGAAAUCUACGAGAUGUGGAAUCAACAUUAUUACCAGUCAUUCAGCUUCUUUUUCCAAAUGUACAAGAUGCAGAUACGCUGCUGGGCCAUUUGAAAAACAAUAUAAGGAACCCUUCCAUCAACCCUAUACCCAACAAUUCAGCUGAUAAAAAUAAAUUGAGGAAAGUCUAUUUUCUGGAAAAUUUGUUAGAUGCAGAAAUUCAAGAACAAAGUGAUGAGAUUAAAAAGAAAGAAAAAACUGCCAUGCUCAUACAUUCCAAACCUUUAGGUCCCAAAUUGAAGCACCAAAUCUUUCAAAAGAAAUUGGAAACUGCCGAACCACAGGAAAACAGCCUAGCAAAGACUGAGAGUGUAGGGGAAAGGCUGCUGAGAGGGAACAGCAUCCUCAAGGACCCAAGGGGCAUAAAGAAAAGGCACUUCAAAGCAGUGGGAGAUGAGAGCGUCAGGAGGAAACAGAAUGCCCAGCCAUUUGUGGAGAACACUGCCAGAGAAAGAAGUCUCACGAGCCCAUCCCCAGCAGAGCUGGAACAGCUUCACAUGGUGCAGAGGCCCCAGGAGUUAGUGGGAAACUCCUUCACCACAGAGCCUGCAUUCAUAAAGGAAGAUAAGGCAGCAGCCUCUUCUUUCCUGAAACAGUAUUCAAGGGGCAGGCUUUCUGGCUCCAUCCCUCCAAACUCCCCAUCUCAGGUUAAAAAGAAAUCAAAAGACUUACCCUCCACUAUUGCUGUUUUAGAAGAUGCAUAUGCUAGAGUUAUAAAUCUGAAGACUUCUCAACUAAUCUCACAUUCCGGGAAAAAAUACAUCUUCCAUAAAAUUCAGUCUGGUCUGGUCCAGAGAAGACCCAAAGCCGAAUUGCGUGGAAAGUUCACAGAGAAAGGUUCUCCCAGUAGAAUGAUGCUUGUGAGGCGUCCUUUCUCAGCAGUGAGAAGCCUCAUAAAUUCCCCUCCAAGAGAGGCUUUUUCAUCUUCAGGAGAACUGACUUCUCAAGAAAAUCCUUUUCCAGAAUUAUUUUCUCUUGCAGACCCUUCUACAGAGAAGCCUACUCCAGAAAGCAAUACUGCACAAAAUGUCUUUGAAGAAAUUACAAACUCUAUUCUGCCAGGAGGAACCGGCCCUGGAAUCACUGCCCAUAAGAGUGUCCCCACGGCACAUUCUGCUGUUGCUGCAGACAACUUUAUCCCAACUGUUCAACACACCAACGAAGCACAGUGGGAGGACCACAGCGUGGGCACUGAAUUAUCCUCUAAGCCCCCAGGCUCCACGUUCCCAGCACUCACAUCCCCGGGUGAUCAAUUUGAAGCUCAGCUAAACCAGCAGCUAUCAUCCCUCAUCCCCAACAAUAAUGUGAGAGGGCUCAUUUCUCAUGUUACCCGGACUUUGAAAAUGGACUGCUUGGAGACCCACGUGCAGCUGGCCUGUGCCAAGCUCAUCUCCAGCACAGGCCUCCUGAUGAAGCUCCUCAGUGAGCAGCAACAAGUAAAGGCAUCGAAGGCAGAAUGGGAUACGGACCCGUGGAAAACCGAGAACUAUAUCAGUGAGAGCGCAGGAGCCCAGGGUGAACAGAAGGAGCAGGAGCCCAGUGAGGUGAGGAUGAGCCCUGAAACACGGGAGCUGCACGUGUACUCAGUGUAG